AUGAGCUUCCAAAACUUUCUACCGCGCCAAAAUGGCUUCCUCUUCAUCUUCUUCCCUCCUCUCUCCGUCUCCGUUCCUCUCCCGGAACCAUGGCUUCUUCUUCUCUCAUCCUUCCGGCCGACGUAUAUCAAUCUGCAAAUCGGAGUACAGCUCCAGUCUUCCAGCAGUUCGUUCGCGCCAGAUAUCCAACAUUCCGAGGAAUGGCGACGUGAAUUCCUAUUCUGCAUCCAUAAAGGCCGAAUUAUUUCAGCAGAGGGAGCCCAUGGUUCCUCCUUAUAACGUUUUGAUCACCGGCUCUACCAAAGGAAUAGGAUAUGCAUUGGCUAAACAGUUUCUGAAAGCAGGUGACAAUGUUGUAAUCUGUUCACGAUCAGCUGAGAGGGUAGAAUCUUCUGUUCAAAGCCUGAGAGAAGAAUUUGGGGAGCAGCAUGUGUGGGGUACUAAAUGUGACGUACGAGAAGGAGAGGAUGUAAAGAAUUUAGUCACAUUUGUGCAGAAAAAUCUUAAAUACAUUGACAUAUGGAUCAAUAAUGCAGGAUCAAAUGCUUAUAGCUUUAAGCCUUUGGUUGAGGCUUCAGAUGAGGAUCUCAUUGAAGUUGUCACUACAAAUGCUCUUGGUUUGAUGAUAUGUUGCCGAGAGGCAAUAAAGAUGAUGUCAAACCAACCUCGAGGGGGUCAUAUUUUCAACAUUGAUGGGGCUGGUUCUGAUGGACGACCCACCCCUAGGUUUGCUGCCUAUGGGGCAACCAAAAGAAGUGUUGUUCAUUUAACGAAGUCAUUACAGGCGGAAUUGCGGAUGCAGGAUGUGAAAAAUGUUGUAGUGCACAAUCUUUCGCCUGGGAUGGUUACAACUGAUCUUCUCAUGUCUGGUGCUAAUACAAAGCAGGCGAAAUUUUUCAUCAAUGUCUUGGCAGAACCACCUGAAGUGGUCGCAGAAUACCUUGUUCCAAACAUAAGAUCUAUCCCAACCAAUGGUUCAACAAGGCCCACGUACAUUCGUUUCCUCACUGGACUGAAAGCUUAUUCCCAGAUAUUUUCAAGACUUGCCUUUGGUGCAAGAAGAAACAAAUAUCUUCUAGAAGAUUGAUAACAACUUUGAAGUACAAUCUCCGAUCCUCAUGUUGGACCAGUUGGACUGUUCCUAAAAGACGACCCCAGGAAAUGAUGCCCUGUCCUCUUCGAUCUUUUUUCCCUUUUGAAAAACUGUCUUUUAUUUGAUUUACUCAUUAAAUGGUUAAUUGUAAUUUAUUAUUGAUAUCUACUUCGAAUUGUAGCAUUAUUAUUUUUUACCAGAACCAGCUUUUGUUCCAGAACAUUUGCCUUUUCACAAAGGCAUAGAUGGUUAUUUGGCCAACAUGGUCGCUCCUAAAAGGUCCUCGUUCUAAUCUCCACCUACGGUUUUUUAUUUGUGAUGUAACGUUGUAAAAUAAUUGAGAUUUAAGCCUUACACGAAUUCUUUAGAGCAA
This is a messenger RNA of Momordica charantia (bitter melon), 1466 nucleotides long. RefSeq names its product NYC1-like protein (gene NOL). Gene Ontology annotation, molecular function: chlorophyll(ide) b reductase activity. The record is from RefSeq and is a predicted model, not a curated record. Gene Ontology annotation, biological process: PSII associated light-harvesting complex II catabolic process; chlorophyll catabolic process. Lineage: Eukaryota; Viridiplantae; Streptophyta; Magnoliopsida; Cucurbitales; Cucurbitaceae.